UUAUACUUAGCCAUAUAGUUUUAUUUACACUAUCUUGCAAAAGGAACUAGUACCUCGCAGUGUGAUUUAUUUCCCGGUCAUGACAAACAGAUGUAUAUCCUUCCUUUUAUGUACGUGCAAUUAAUUUGAAAAUACCAAAAUUAAAAAUGUAUUUUUUUCUGCUGAUGUAUAUACUUUGUAUCACACGGAUUUCAGCGUUCAGUGCACCAUUCACAGCCUACAUUGAGAGCUGUGUAUUGCACGUGACCUGGUCGUCCUCUGUUGUCACGUGUUCUACAACCAUCUACAAAGAGAACAACGAGUCCCUAGCAUUAACAGUCUCCUUGAACAACACUCGAGUCAAUUUUUCUCUGGAUUCUGACAGUACCUUUAAGGCAGAGAGUGGCGAUUGUAAUGGAGACCAAAUUAUGCCCGAUGACAUGGCAAUAAGAAAUAUAUCUACAGUGCCAGAAUUGGACGAAUGGCCUAACGUUACUGUCGUGAACAUAUCGGGCAGUACUGAACUAAACUGCACAGCAAGAGGAGCCAUGAAGGACGUCCACACAAGCUGGCAGAUACGUGGUUCUGAAAAAACUCUCAGCAACACAACUACUCUCCUCCUUAAAAGCGUCUCCUAUGCGGACACAGGAAGUUAUGUUUGUACCAUCCACUAUCAGUCGUGUGGUACUAAUACGACCCAGAACGGAAGGAAGAAUCUGACAAGGACAGUUUAUGUAGACGUCCAAGGUGCGCCAAUUUUAAUUUUACCUGAUAAAAGGAAAUCAUUCCAUGUCGCCAAAAGACAACCAAUUCUGUUCAGUAUUACAGUAGCUAGUUCUCCUCCUCCCAGUCUAAAUCUUACCAUCGUGAAGACUAACGACGGAAGCCUACUUCAAACUGGCGUUGAUUUCAACAGGACAGAUAAGUCGUUUUCUAAGGAUAUAGGCAUCUCUAGAGAAACUCCUGUGUACACAGCAAACAUACGUCUCGACAACAUAACGUCUAAUUGGACAGGAGAAUAUAUUCUGUACAUUAACAACUCUCAUGGAUACACUUCCUACAUGUUCUCCAUAAAAGUCUUUAGGGCCGAGAAAGUUCCAGUGUGGCAGUCCAUACUAUUGGAGAUUGUAAUAGGUGGUAUAGGAGGGCUCAUACUUCUGGCAAUAGUAGUGGGGAUCAUCUUCAUGUGCAGAACCAGAUUUAAGCGUAUGUAUUCACUAAUAGUAAGGAUGGAAUUAGUUGAAGCUGAGAAGAAAGGAAGCAUGGAAAGUUUGGAAGUUUUGGGUCUUGGUAAAACAACUAAUGGAUUUGAAAACUUGACCAAUAAGGAGGAACCAGACCACUACCGCCAGCUCCAAAGUUUGAAUACAUUCAACAAUCCAGAAGAUGCAAACUGAUAAUGGGAUUUUUCCAGUACAUCUUUUUGUGCCAUCAGAUCCUUCCUAAAGGACAUUAUACAGUAUGUACUAUUGUUGAAGAUAGUCCUGAAAGCAUUGAAGUGAUUUCAAAGAUUGAUUACCGGUGCCUAGAAACUUUGCAGAUUAAAGUUCAUCUGAAACAAGCACUUGUCUGUAAAACUGUCAGGCUAGCUGUUAGAUCACGUGUCAACAAUAUAUAACAAAAUAAAAAGACUUAAUAAGAAAUGAGUGUACAUUUUUAUUUAUAAAAUGAUAAGAGGUCACAGUAUUAAACAUUACAUGAAGUCACAAUACAACUCAAGCUACUGGCCAGGAAGUUUUCAAAAACAGAUUUUUUGUAGGAGGAGAGAAGUUCAGACUGGUAUACAGGAAGGAAAAGACAGAAAAGAUGAAUUUAUUUGAUAAAGAAAGCUUGUACACUCAUACAAAAUCUAGUGAUGAUUAUAAUCUCUUCCACACAGUACAGAGAUAAUUUCUAGAAAAGAAAACAA
Molecule: messenger RNA, 1888 nt
Organism: Saccostrea cuccullata (small rock oyster)
Lineage: Eukaryota; Metazoa; Mollusca; Bivalvia; Ostreida; Ostreidae
Exons: 8
Coding region: 147-1376 (409 amino acids)
Biological process (GO): cell-cell adhesion
Cellular component (GO): cell-cell junction; plasma membrane
Molecular function (GO): cell adhesion molecule binding
Source: RefSeq, a predicted model, not a curated record